This is a messenger RNA of Didymodactylos carnosus, 720 nucleotides long. Lineage: Eukaryota; Metazoa; Rotifera; Eurotatoria; Philodinida; Philodinidae. The record is from the annotation of a GenBank genome assembly.
AUGUCGAAGGACGGCUUACGAACAAUUGAUGCACAAUAUAUUCAUGACAGGAAUUUUGAAAAAUGUACAAGAAUUACUGAUGAUUAUAUGAUCGACCACUUUUUGAAGGGUGACGUAUUAGACUUCAUGUUAAAAAUAUGGAACAAUACGAAUGCAGACCCUGUGAGAUUGUCUUUUGGUUGUUUACCUGUUUUGGCGCAUCUGUCGAAUGAAAGUCUGCUAUUUAAUUUGCCAGAGAAAAGUGCUAAAACGACUACAUUGUUUUCGUUUUACGUAGCUGAAUCUGGUCUGCUGCUGAUGUUACGCAGACGCAGUGUUCUGUUUAUUGCACCAGAAGGAGAUAGAAUUCUGGGAGAGGUGAAAUUCUGGAAUCCGAGUGAUAGUAGCGGGGAUGAUAAAGCUUCUGUAUUAAUUGAAGGGUGGGACGGUAUUAGUCGUAUGAGUAAAGUAACGUCUGGAAGUGGUCCAAAACAAAUUUUGAAUAAAUCUUUAUCAUCGUUGUUAGCAACGACUGGUAGACGUUUUCCUGAUUUGUUGAAAAGUUUGUCGUAUGAAUUCUGCCAUUGCUGGGAUACAUUUUUUAAAAAUCAAGGGUGUCGUCGUGUAGCCACAUAUCUUAAAAUGAUUCCAAAACAAGAAAGUGAGCAAGCAUUUGGUACAUUAUUAGAAGAUAGAUUAGGCUGGAAAAUGGAAGAUUAUUAUGAAUUAUUUAAAUCGUAG